Messenger RNA from Amphiprion ocellaris (clown anemonefish), 16320 nucleotides. It is a transcript of the gene chrm4a, whose product is annotated as cholinergic receptor, muscarinic 4a. Gene Ontology annotation, biological process: chemical synaptic transmission; adenylate cyclase-inhibiting G protein-coupled acetylcholine receptor signaling pathway; G protein-coupled receptor signaling pathway, coupled to cyclic nucleotide second messenger. The transcript has 7 exons. The record is from RefSeq and is a predicted model, not a curated record. Gene Ontology annotation, cellular component: synapse; dendrite; plasma membrane. The coding region runs from base 247 to 1863 and encodes 538 amino acids. Lineage: Eukaryota; Metazoa; Chordata; Actinopteri; Pomacentridae. Gene Ontology annotation, molecular function: G protein-coupled serotonin receptor activity; G protein-coupled acetylcholine receptor activity.
CUGCGGUGUGUGCGCGAGACUCCGGAGCUGAGCGCGCGCGGGGUUUUUUGGUUUUUUAAUUUGUUCUAAAUCAGAGAAAAACGGAAACCGGAGAGAAGCUGUUUGUGUUUGGUGUUGAUCAGAGAGAAGCUCCGUGACAAAUCCACGGGAGGAAUCCACGGGAGGAAUCCACGGGACUACAGCAGGUGUGACAGCCGCGGGAAACUUGGAGAGGAGGACAGAGGUGGAGGAGCCUCGCCAUGAAACAUGAGUAACGACAGUAACGGAACCGGAGGGCUGCAGCCCCUCUGGAACUUCACUGGGUCGCUGGUCAACCAAUCAGCUGAUGUGUUCUCGAACACCUCGUGCAACAUCUCCACCAAUGAUUCCACUUCCUGCUCUGCCAUCGACAAUGGAGAGGGAUCAGGAAGUCCUUAUAAAGCUCUGGAGAUGUUCUUCAUCGCCUUGGUUACGGGAUCGCUGAGCUUUGUGACUGUUACAGGGAAUAUCUUAGUCAUGCUGUCCAUCAAAGUGAACCGCCACCUCCAGACUGUCAAUAACUACUUCCUUUUUUCGUUGGCGUGUGCUGACCUGAUCAUCGGUGUGUUCAGCAUGAAUCUGUACACCGUCUACAUCAUCGUUGGCUACUGGCCGCUGGGGCCGGUGGUCUGCGACUUGUGGCUAGCGUUGGAUUACGUCGUCUCAAACGCCUCGGUGAUGAAUUUACUGAUCAUCAGCUUCGAUCGCUAUUUCUGCGUGACCAAACCGCUCACGUAUCCAACCAGGAGGACCACCAAGAUGGCGGGGUUGAUGAUCGCAGCGGCGUGGAUCCUGUCCUUCAUCCUGUGGGCUCCGGCCAUCCUGUUCUGGCAGUUCAUCGUUGGGCAGCGAACGGUUCCACCUGGAGAGUGUUAUAUCCAGUUCCUUUCCAACCCUGCGGUGACUUUCGGGACGGCCAUUGCAGCGUUCUACCUUCCCGUCAUCAUCAUGACCGUUCUCUACAUCCACAUUUCCCUGGCCUCCAGGAGCAGAGUUUCCAAACACAAACCCGAGAAGAAAGAGAAGAAGGGGAUAAAAACUCCCAGCUUAAUGAAGAGCCACCUGUUAAAGCAGAACAACAAUAAUGAAACCAGUCCUCAGGCCAGUCCUCGCUCUACUCCUAAACUCAGCCUGGACUCCACCACCACGGCGCUAGAGGCCGUGAAGAACGGCCGAGUGGAAGAACCCAAAGCUGCUCAGCCUCAGCCUCUGGCUCAGCCCAGUCCAGGACCCACACAGGAGGAGAAAGAGAGCUCCAACGACUCGUCUACAGCUUUUAUUCCGCCCACAGAGCCGAAGGACACCACCAAUAAUGAGGUGACAGUGGAGGCUGCAACAAACUCCAACCCAGUUGCCAUGACGGCCGCCAGCGCUGCCAUGGCCAAGAUGAACGCCGGCUCCAGGUGGUCCAAGAUAAAGAUCGUAACCAAGCAGGCUGGGGACGAAUGCAUCACCGCUAUAGAGAUCGUUCCGCCUGUAGAGGGCGCCGAGAGGCACUCCAUCCCCAUCAGCCGUCCCAGGACUGUGGCCAGGAAGUUCGCAAGCAUCGCAAGGAGUCAAGUGAAGAGGAAAAGACAGAUGGCUGCCAGAGAAAAGAAAGUAACUAAGACCAUCUUCGCCAUCCUGCUGGCCUUCAUCAUCACGUGGACGCCCUACAACGUCAUGGUGUUGAUCUCCACCUUCUGCCAGUCCUGCGUCCCCGACACGGUGUGGGCCAUUGGAUACUGGCUCUGCUACGUCAACUCCACCAUCAACCCGGCCUGCUAUGCACUGUGCAACGCCACCUUCAAAAAGACCUUCAAGAACCUGCUGCUGUGCCAGUACAAGAACAUUGGUACGAGAUGAGAUGGAUGCAGGAGACUGAGGGUGGGAUGGAGGGGAAGGGGUGGACCACGUCCAGAACGAGGGAGGAGGUGAGUGAAAGAAGGAGCUGGAGGAGAUAAAGGGUGCCUUUAGGAGACCAGAACCUGGAGGAGCAGUAUGGUUUAUUCUACUAAAGAUGCCAGUCGUCCCUAUUAUACCGACUCACUGAAAAACCUGCCCAGCUUCAUAGAAAAUGGAACAAAUUACACAGAGAGAGGAAAUCUGGUUUGAUGAACAGAUUAAUGACAGCUGCAGGACUCAUGAUCAGUUAGAACCAAUACUGAGGAAGAACAUUCACCUCUUCUAUCAUGUAUUAAACACAGUUAAACCAGGAGCUGGACGGAUGCGAUCAUACCAUCAGAGUUGAUCUGAACCUCCAUCCUGAAUCCCUGGCCUAUGAUUGGCUGCUGGCUGUGAUGAGACAACGCUCAGAUUGAUUCACACUGAGCAGCUUCACAUUCAGAAGACAUCAGGACUGUCAGGAUGAGAUGAAGGAGGAGACUUAGAACCUCUGGGAGAAUGAGAGAGGAGAUACUGAGGAAGGUAGAAGGAGCGAAACAGGAGGACUAGCUGGUGGAGGUCAGUAGAAGGACAUCUUAGAGGAGACGGGGUUGGAGGUCAGUAGAAGGACAUCUUAGAGGAGACGGAGUUGGAGACCAGGGAUUCCUAAACCUGCUUCACCUGAGAUGGAACUUCCUUCUAUCAGAUGUUUCCAGUGAAAACUACAUGAGUAGCUUCAUCCAUUACUGCUGUGUGUCACCAUCAUGGUAGACGUAACCAUGGUUACUGUCUUAGUCAGAGAGAACCUCGUUAACAAACCUCCACUAGUUCUCCUGAAUCUGUCAUCUCCAGUUAUAAAAGCUGCAGCUCAGAUGGACUGAUGAACUCAGAGGGACAAAUCACUGGUUAGAAGGUCUAAGUAGCUCUAACUCUGAGGCAGAUGGACUGAUGGAUGGUGAUGUGUUGGAGGUCAGAGACGGAUGGACUGAGGGACGGUGGACUGAGGGAUGGACUGGUGGACUGAGGGACGGAUUGACUGAGGGGCGGGAGACUGAGGGAUGGAUUGACUGAGGGACAGUAGACUGAGGGACAGAUGGACGGUGAUGUUGGAGGUCAGAGACGGAUGGACUGAGGGACGGAUGGACUGAGGGACAGAUGGACGGUGAUGUUGGAGGUCAGAGACGGUAGAAGCAGUGAAAGCAGCAGAAGAUUUUCAGUAGACCACCUGUAGUCACAGCUGCUGAAGGACUUUAAACAGGAAAUAAUCUGAACUCUUCUGAACGUUCAGCUCUCCAACACCUCAGCAGCAGUUUGGAGGAUUUUUCUAAAUAAUGAACACGUGUUCAGGUGAUUUUAGUUUAUUAACCAGGAAAUAAUAAUUAGAAAUGUCAGGAAUCAGCUUUCAGUGCUGCUGGUUUGUCUUCAUGUCAGAACAAAAGACGGAGGUAGAAGCAGUUUUAGUUUGGUAGUUUUUUUAGUUUAGUGUCGACAUGUUGAUCCUCUGAACCACGAAACCCUCCAGCAGGUUUCCAGAACCAAAUCUAAGCUGAAAGUUGAGAUAUUUCAUCGCUUUAUUCUACAUGUUCCAUGAAAAUGUGCCAAAAAUAAAUCUGAUCACAUUCUGGCAAAAGUAAAUUUUAAAAAAGAGUCACAUGACAAGAAUUCAUGGACUUUUAGGAUGAACUGCAGGCAGUGUUUAAUGCAGAUAAAUAUGGAAAUGAAUCAGCAUUAAUGUACUGAUGCACCAUGGUUCAAUCACAGUAAGAUAUUAGGAGAUACGGUCUGCAUGGUGAAACGGGUUGUAAAAAAGCAAAUAGUUUAAUAUCUGUAGCCUGUAUAACCUCCAGUUAUCCACCUGUGGGCACGCUCCAAGUUUAUUUUACUUUUAUGUAAAAUAAUCAAAGAAAUUCAACAUAUUUUUUAUUGUUGAAUGAUUUAUGACAUUCUAAAGUUGUUCUACUGCACAGAAGACAUUUCUCCUUCCAGCCAUGGUUGGUUUUUGUUAAUUAUUCCUGAGAUGAAGGACUUAAUAUUAAAAAUGAGAAAAAAUGUUUGAGAAGCUGCUGGAGAUUCAGUGUGAAGAUCUGAUUUAGUCCAGCUGGACAUUUAGUGUUUGACAUUUAAUAAACCAAAUUUAGAGUAAUGUAGCUGCUAGUUUAGGACAAAAAUAAGCAGACUAAUCUUAAAAAUCCACAGAAACAUCAUCUUUAUGCUAUUCCUGCAUGUUUAGUGACAGUAAGUGUUGAACUCCUGAAGAGAUUUUCAGUCUUUUAUUGUGAAAAAUGGAAGAAAAACAGGAGCAGAGUUGCAGUUCACUUAUCUUGUCCUAAAUAUUGGAUCUGUGAGGAACUCUGCUGUUCUUUCCCAUUAAGUGUCAUACUGAGCAGUAUUAUUAAAUAUUUUAGAUCUUUAGAGGAACUGAAAUCAAUGAGUUUCUCUUCAAAUGAAUUCCUGAUAAUCGUCGGUUCAUCCACCUCAGCUCUGAGCCAGGAUUUGUAUUUUGCUGCUGAAACAAGCAACAGUGAAACCGUCCACGUUGUUCAGAAUUAACUCUUUAGAUCACACCUGUUUAACGCAGAUUAAACACCACGUAUGUUCAGGAGGCAGCAAAUGGAGAGGAAGCAAACAAAGACGAGAGGAAAAUGGAGGACAGGUAGAGAGAGGAAAGCGAAAACAUCUGGAGAGAGGCAGAGACGAGGAGGGAAUUAGGGAAACGAUGAUGAGCUGCUGGAAGAAAAGUAGGACACGAUGGGAGGAGAACAGAGGAAGAACAGGAAUCCCUCAUUUAGUCCUAAAGCUCAGGCUGGAAAUGGAGGAAGAAUGACAAAGACAGGCUAAAAGCUCAUCUAAAAUCAGGAUAUCAGAAUAAAAGCCUGUCCUUCAGCAGAAAGGCUUCUUUAGCUGUUAUUAGCUCUUCAUUUAGCUGCUCUCUUUCAGAUCUGUCUCUGGUGACUAAUAAUGGAAUCUGUUUGUUAUCCGGUCAUUUCUAUUAACCAUGAAGGGAUCUCAGGUCAGAGCUCUGGGUCUUCUGAGGACGCUGGCAUUAUUCACACCCAGCAGGGAUUUAUUCUGGGCCACUUCUAGAUACAGUCGUCCAAUCUCAGCAGUGAAAUGUCUGCUAGUCAGCCAAAGAGCUGGAAAUCCUGGCGGCUCAGCAGGACUUUCCUCGGUUUCCGGCUACUUAGAACGUGACGUCUGAGCCUAGCAGAGCUCAGGAACCUGUCAGGACUUCGCCAAGCAUCUGUAGCUCUCACUGAAGAGGAAAAAAAGGAGAUGAUGUCUUGUUCAUCCAUUCUGGGACUAAGGAGUGAUGAAAACGAGUUUUAUCAAACCUCUAACUCCUGAGUGUUUGGAGGUAGCAGUGGACAGAUGUGGUCCAGCUGUGGUCGUCCUCUUUAUUCAUCCACACAAAACAUGUUGGAGGCCACUGUCAAAAUGUUUAUCUAUUAAAUCAGACUACACAAGGUCUUCUGGGUAUUUUCACGUGGACUGAAAUUAGUUUUCCCAGUUUAGUUGGUUUAGUUCUUGAGACUGACUGAAGGCUGAUCUGGAGUCAGUCAGCUGUUGGACUUUUUAGGGGUUUAUUGUUGGUUUUCGAGAGGAACCGUCUUUAUCUUUGGUCCAUUUCACCACUUAGAUGUUAUUGGCACAUAUCAAGCUCAUACAUGAGGGUCUGUCAGCAGGUUCUUCACCUCGUCAUGGACUCAGUAGACCACAAUUUUUCAUUUACAAAGUUCUAUUCUGAAUUCCUGAGAGGAGGAGGUCAGAUCUUGUUUUCAUUUGCUGCUUUUCAUUUGUGUUUGGAGCAGUUUAGGUUUAGAAACUUCUUGGUUAGGUUUAGAAAAGGACCAUAGUUUGGGUUAAAAUAGACCCUUUCACUAUGUUCCAUACAAUCUUUCUGGGUAUCGUGCUGUUUAUGAUCAGAAUGGAUGAUAAUACAUCUACUGGUUCCACUAGAAGGUGGAGGAGGCACCUACUGACCCAUACGUCUGGGAAUGUUCAGUUCAGGCCAGCUUCAGCCGAUGCCAACGAUGCUUUUAGUGGUGAUAAAUGGCUUUAGAUGAAGCGAAGUCUUUCCAGAAGGUUUGUGAAUAAAACUCCAGAAAACAAAAUGUUAAACCUUCACAUUGGAGUUGACCAUCCGGAUGAUCCCUGGAUGGACUCUGUAGUUCCUUUGGUCUUUCUUCAGCCUCUUAGGGUUUUGAUUUGUCUCUUCUUGUUUGGUGUCAAUCCUGAUUUCACAACUGGUAAAAAUGUCUUCAGCGUGUCUUGGUUUGGAAAGUAAAGUAGUCUCAUCUCUGAAAAUAAGUUUUUAAACACUACACAGAAUGGUUUCAGUCUUUAAAGUCUGCUGACUAAAUGGAUCAACCUGUCAUGAGAAGUACUGUCCUUAAUGAUAGCAUGCUACUAGCAUUGUGUUACUAGCUAGACUUCACUAGAACCCAGAACAGUUUGAAUUCAGCUAAAUGACCUCCUGUAGUGGAACCAAGCCCGGCUCUGAUCAGGACCGCAAGUUUUUUCCCUACAGACGAUGUUCAGUGACUUUAAUAAGAGAUUGUUGUUCUCAGUGAGGUAUUUUUCCUGGUUGAGUCGCCAGUAACAGCCUGUGAACUGAAGCAGAGGAGUUAACUAGAACUCCAUCCAGUCACUUAAAGAGUCUGUUGUUGAGGAAACGGAUGCUGCAGUGUGCAGCUGAAAUCACUUUAGGUUAGAGUCUGGGUCAGUUUUGACCAUAAUAAUAAUAAUAAUAAUAAUAAUAAUAAUAAUAAUAAUAAUAAUAAUAAUAAUAAUAAUAAUAAUAAUAAUAAUAAUUAUUAUUAUUAUUAUUAUUAUUAUUAUUAUUAUUAUUAUUAUUAUUAUCCUCCAUCCAUCCAUCCAUUAUCUAUACACCGCUUAAUCCUCACUAGGGUCGCAGGGGGGGGGGGCUGGAGUCUAUCCCAGCUAACUCAGGCGAAGGCAAGGGACACCCUAGACAGGUCGCCAGUCUGUCGCAGGGCUACAUACAAAGACGAACAAGCACUCUCACAUUCACACCUACGGGCAAUUUAGAAUGAUCAAUUAACCUCAGCAUAUUUUUGGACUGUGGGAGGAAGCCGGAGUACCCGGAGAAAACCCACGCAUGCACAGGGAGAACAUGCAAACUCCAUGCAGAAAGAUCCCGGGAAAGCUGGGACGCGAACCAGGGAUCUUCUUGCUGCAAGGCGAAAGUGCUAACCACUACGCCACUGUGCAGCCCUAUUAAUAUUAUUAUUAUUAUUAUUAUUAUUGUGUACAACAUAGAGGAAUGUAAUUGUUCAUGCCCCGUGUUUCUUUGUUUAGUUGGGUGUAGAGGAAUUUUAAAGAUGAAAAUAAAGGAAUUGGGAGAGAAUCUCUCUGAAAAGCAGCUUGAUAGUAGAAAGAGGCCACCAGAGGACACAGAAGUCAGAUUAAAGUCGUGAUUUUCUGUAGAAUGAUGCGUUUUUAAGUGAUGAAGACGACAGAACCAAGAGGAGUUGUCAUCUUUUACAGAAUUAUGGAGGAGAAAACCUUCUAGCAGAUGUUUUACAGGAAAAAAAAAACGAGUAAGAUUUAGUUAUAAAAAUGAUGUUUUGAUCAACACCACUGUUCAACAGUCUGGACUCACUUAGAAAUGUCCUUAUUUUAGAAAGAAAAGCAGUUUUUUCAAUGAAGAUAGCAUUAAAUGAAUGAUAAAUCCAGUGUAGACAUUGUUAAUGUGGUAAAUGACUAUUGUAGCUGGAAAUGUUUAAUGGAAUAUCUCCAUAGGGGUACAGAGGAACAUUUCCAGCAACCAUCACUCCUGUGUUCUAAUGCUACAUUGUGUUAGCUAAUGGUGUUGAAAGGCUCAUUGAUGAUUAGAAAACCCUUGUAGGUAGGGUAGAGAUAAUCACAAAGCACACUGGGUUUUUGUGGUUUGUUCCAGAACAUUACAGUCUUUCCUGUUCCUCCACUUUAUAUUGUCAGUCCAAACGUACGAUGGUGUUUAGUGGCUCAGAUAAAUACCUCAUACUGGGAUGUCUUUGUUUGCCACCUGUUAUUUUUCUGUUAUCUGCUGUAGGUUUAGGUUACCUUUAUCCUCGUCUUAUUGCCAUUUUAUGACUGAUCUAGAACGGAGCUGUUUGACUGCAGGAACAGGAGAAGUUAAUUCCAGAGAGAUAUUAUCAAAUUCCUUUUUAAAAACUGCAUUCGUUAUUCUCAGAGAGACGUUGGAGACUCUGCAGGAAGAUUUCAAAAGCUUCUGCUAAUUUAUUCCGGUCUCUCCUGCAGUAUCUCUUUAUUUAGUCGGAUUCUUCAUGCUCUCUACAGCCUCAUCUCAUCUUCACUCUGGAUAUCUUUUUCUGUUUUCCUGAUGUGGGACCUCGUUAUGGAGCGAUUUAGAGCAAAAUGCAACAGAUUGCAGUGAUUUUAUAUCCUUUAAAUUCGAUGGCAGAUUAUCAGUAUUAUCCUGAAACAUGAUUUUAAAAGUACAGGUCAUCUGCAUAUGUAAUGAUGAUAAAUACGAGCUCUGAAGUCAUGGAGACUCUUAUAAAGAUAGAUAUUAGCUGAAUGCCGCCUGAUUUACAGUUUUCAAAAUCCUGGUUCUAAUAAAUUCAUGCUACAUUUGGACCCUAAAGUCCCUCUUUUUAUUGGGCACCAGAUUCUCUUGUUGUUCCUCCAGUUUACCUUUUGUGUUUCCAUAAAUGCCUCCUCAUAUUUAAAUCUCCUGUACCUCUGUGUGACCCUGUACAUCCACUCCCAUUCAAUAAGCUGAACAAUAGAACCAAAGGGAGGUUUUCUUCCUCCGAUCACCGGAUGCUUUUUACUCGUACUUCACGUGUGCUUAUUCCAUUUAUUUAAUGGUAAAAUCUGUAGUUUGAGGCUGUUGUUUGCAGUAAGAAUAAAGCUGGCAUUGACAUUAGAACUCGGCUGCUCCGGAAUAUUUAAAGAGUCUGAUGGAUACACAGUGGGAGGAAGAGAAGGCGGUAAAAGAUGUGAUUGUUGUUUGUUAUUCAGGAACAGCACAAGGUGAUUGGCAGCAGGGAUCGCUGGUUGGUUAGCUGACACUCUCAAUUAAUGAGAUGUGGAGAAUAAAUGGAUGACGGCAGAGUUUAGGGAGAUUGAACUGACUGGCUGACUGAAAGAAUGAAAGCUUCUCUGCAGGAUAUUCAUGAAAAUGUCCGACCGCCUUAUUAAACUAAAAUCACAAAAACACAGGAAAGUUACCAAACAUUUACCAAACUCAUCCACAUCUUCUGCCCAGAUGAUUUCCUCAAUCGGAUGUUCAACACAUUUCAAGAGUUUUUAGGAAAGAGUCUCUUCAAACUAAAAGCUCCUCAUCACAGCUGUUUUUAAUCAGACAUACCUAGAAGCUAGAUAACAUUUUCCAAAAAUGAUUGAUUUGCUAAUGCUGUAGUUGGACAUGUCCAGGAUGAGAUGAUUGAAACCAUCAUCAGGGUUAAAAGAAGACACACUGAGUAACAGCUGGAACUUCAUAGAUUCAGGUUUUUCUUCUGAGGGUUAAAGAUCCAGACAUCUUUUAUUCUCUCUGCUCUGAUCUCCUGUCAGCUCUUUGUUGUGUCUGUCUGUGAGGUCUGAAGCUGAACUCUAAAUUACUCUAAUUAAGUUUAACAUUUUAUGCCUUUAUGGAGCUCUUCUCCUGAGAGGACCGGCCAGAGAACAGGGAGGUCAUGAAGACGGAUCAGAGGAAGUCUUUGAGGCCAACAGUCGGUCUAACAGGACUCUGGUUUCCUCAACUUCUGUCACAACUGAACAAAUUGCCUCCCUCUUCAGCAGAGCACUCUCCAGCUCUGUAUUGAUUCUGGUUUUCAUCAGGCUGGUUGUCCACUGCAACAGCUUCCAGGCUGGUUUUGGGUGGUCUGAACCUUUAUGUGUUCUUACUGCAAGAACGUCCAAUAGAACCUCCUUCUGGGAGGUUUUAGAGGAGAAAAAGUUCUGUAUGCCAGAGCAGGCCUGAAGAACUGCAGUGAAGGAUUUUAGAGGCUCUAAACCUGUAAUAAAACAGGGAGACUACAGCUGUGUGGCAACUAAAAUUGAUUUAUUUUAACUAGAACAACCCAAACUGUCCUUAAAGUCCCAAACAGAAGCCAGAAAGCAGCUCCUGUCAGAGAGCUGGGAUGGAAAAUGAGGGAGGUUUUAUCAGCGGAGCCUCUGGAUCCCAGGUGUGGAUCAAUCAGCUGAUGACCCUCCCUCAGCUCUGGAGAAGAUCUGGAGUCCAGGUGGAGGGUCGUCACACACCUGAUAUGAGUUAGCAUGCUAACCUGCUAACAAUAAACCACUGUACUGAGCUGACAGUGGAGCUGAAACACAGUUAAUUCUAGUUAAAACUGUUCACAGUGACCCUUCCUCAGCUCUGGAAAAGUAAAGACCAGACAGAGACAGCUGGAGUCCAGGUGGAGGGUCGUCACUAAGGGCUCCAGCUGAUUGGUUCAACUCUGACUUCUUUGGAUUCUUCUCUCUAAUAUCUCCAUCUUUAACAUUAAAUUCAACAUAAAGGUUUCAUCCAGAUGUGAGAUCUUUCUCCACCAUAGAAUCAGAAAGACUGAAAGGGUAGAUUAGUCAUUCCUGCUAGUGUUCCUGCAGUAGAAAGCCACCUAUUAUCCACUUCUACUGGGACGUCCAGCUCACUGUAGAGCUGGAAAUUGAGAUCACUACUUUCUGAGAGUUCAGUUUCCACUGCACCAAGCUCUGGAGAUAUUCUACUAUCAGACUGUACCAGAUAAACCAGCAUCACUUCACCUUUAUACUGGAUUUUAACAAACAGCACAAACAUUUAAGUUUGGCUUCUUUGGUUAGUCGUCCCAAGACGCUAAAUGUGGGUUUAAAUCCAUCCAAAUUAGCUUUAAAAAUACAAUUAUCUCUUAACAUUACAACAAAAACUCAAGUAUUGGAGUUUUACUUUCAUGAAAACACUCUUUGAAACCAACCUUGUCCCCCAGAAAUGAGGUUCCCCAUAGAACUAGCUGGAUUCUUACCAUGUGGAAACAGAGGUCAUUCCUCUCUAUAAACUAAGAAUCCGAUUGAGGCCAAAACUUUCUGCAUCUGUGAAAACAAGAGUGUCCACUAAGGUCUGCAAUAAUAUAGAGUAUAGUCUCAAGCAAGCAUAAGUUAUGGCAACUGGACUAACCUCGUGUGAGUCGAAAACGUUUCACCUCUCAUCCAAGAGGCUUCUUCAGUUCUGAAAGCCUGGUGGGGAGUACCAGAUAUAUAGUAUAAUCCAUGCUUUAGGAGGCUUAUGGGACCAGUAUUCCUAAACCUUCCUGUUCAGUUGGAGGACUUUGUUGAAUAAAUGUGGAGGUCGUAUCUACAUAAUCAGUGCACAUUCAUUCUGCCAAACAUGCACUGCUUUGAUUUGUCGUGUUGCCUGCAGACACAGAUUUUAACCUCUAGGUGCAGAUUUUCCACCUGGACUGUCACAGAGUUAGGGAGAUCAUGAAAUGUACGUCAACCUGACCCUCGCUAAGCACAGUAGCUUCUCAUUGUGUUGUUAGAUUUAGGGACUGAAAGACGUGGGAUUAUCUGGGAAAAUAUCCCAAUUUGGUUGACACCUUCACCACCAUUACUACAAAUUAGAAGCUUAGUUAAGUUCAGGCAUAAAAACUGCUUUAGUAUGGGUUAAAAUACAACCUUCUGACAACAUGUAUGAAGCUCGAAUUCAUAUAUUAUUGGUUCUCUGAAACACAAUAAAAUAAACUGCAGAGAUUCGCUGAUUUGUCACAAACACGAUCUGGCAGAAAUUGCUUGCCUCAAAGCAUAAUUGAGAAAACAGUUGAGUUGUAGAAGAAUGUAAUUUCUGAAAGCUGCAAACGUUCAUGUAUUCAUAAUAUUUCAUCUACUGCUGUCUGAGUUGAUGACCUGCAGCUUCUAGGAAGGAAACGAAUGAGUUCUUGCCUUAAACUGCUUUAACCCUUUAGACCAGGGGUGGGCAAUUAAUUUUCAUACGGGGCCACAUGAGAAACUUUGACGAUUGUUAAGGGCCGGACCAGUACAGUUAAAAGCUCUGCUCAAUAUAUAUCUCAAUAAAAACAGUAAAUGAAUUAAUACAAUGAUAUAAUGAAAAUGUGGAACACAGAACACAACUAUUUAAUGAAAGAUUUUGUUUUUUCAUUCAAACUAUGACUGCUGCCUAUUGAGUUGUAGAUAUUUAUCAUAAAGACAUACUUAAAAUGUGAAACUGAUUUUCCAAGUGCUUCAAUUACUUUUCAGCAGUCACUGUUUUUACAAAGUAAGUAAGCCAUCACUCAGAAUUUAUUCUACAACAAUAUGACCAUCAGCUAGCAGAGAUUUGAAACUUGCCUUAUCAUGUCAGUUUUUGUUCAUCAUGAACGCUAUGAGGUGUUGUCAGUUUUUCUAAAUCUACAUUAAGAUGACUGUGAAGCAUAAAGAAAGACAACAGCUCCCCACUACACUUACAGCAAUGUUCAAUAUAUCUCAAUAAAACAGUAAAUUACACAAUACAAUGAUGUACAAUGUCCAACUCUUGAAUCUCUGCUCUCAGAUCCCAAACUCGUUUAAGCAUCUUGUCCAGGCUGAGCCAUCUGACAGCUGUCUGGUAACCAAGGUCACCAUGUUCACUAUCAUCUUCUCCACAAAGACAACAAACUGUCUGUAAUUCAAUGCUCUUGCCCUGAUGAAGUUAACUACUUUAGCUAUAACAUCAGUCACGUGGUUGAUUUUUAGCACUGACUUACACACCACCUCCUUAUGUAUGUAACAAUGCAAAAAUAUCAGUUUCUGUUCUGGGUUUAUUUCAGUCACUUUAUCUUGCAUCCGUUUCAAAAGUCCAAUAUUUUUCCCUGUCAAAUUUGGACAGCCAUCAGUUGUAACACCAACCAAACUCUCCCAUUUUAGUCCCAGCUUGUUCAUGCGUGUAUUUACCUCAGUGAACAAAUCACUCACUGUCGUGGUUCUUUUCGUUGGCUGCACAGCUGACAGCUCCUCCGUCAUCUCAAAGGUUUUUUGUUAGUCCAUGUACAAAGAUGAGUAACUGGGCUGUGUCACAGACAUCACAGCUCUCGUCCAGAGCCAAGGACAAAACGUCAAAAUUGUCCACUUUGUUGUGCAGCUGAAGCUCCAGAUUUUCGGCGAUGCUCUCCGCCCGCCUCGUUACGGUUCGCCUCCUAAGGGGCACAUUAACGAACGCUCCUUUCUUCUCCGGGCAUAUAAACGCUGCAGAGUCCACCAGACAUUCUUUUAUAAAUUCUCCAUCAGAGAAUGGUUUACUGUUUUUGGCGAUUUUGUAGGAUAUUAGAAAACUCGUCUUGACUGCUGCAUCCUUUGAUGUGAGCUUUGGUAAAACAAAGUCAUUGCUGCUUUAGCAGUUUAGCUAGCAAACCUUUAGACAUCCUCCCUGCUCUGCUUCAGUCAAAUGUUUGUACUUCUCCGCCAUGUUUGGUCUCGUAAUGUCGAUUCAGAUUAUAAUCCUUGAGCACCGCGAUCUGUUCUCCACAAACCAGCCCACAGCUUUACCUCUGACUUCAGUGAAGAAAUACUUGGAAGUCCAUGCUUUGUUAAAAACUCUGCAUUGGGAAUCAAUCUUUCUUUUUUUGCCGUUAGCUGACAUCUUCCCGGGCUGAAGCUAACCAACAAAACCAAUCAGCGCAUAAACCUUAUGCUAAGUACGGAAAGCACGCACGAAAAAACGUUAACUUAGCGGACCUUUCAAAAUAAAAGCAGUGCAGGCGUAUUGCUUGCAUGUAUUGCGAUGAUAUAUAUUUGCAUUGAGUUUUAAUAUUUUCCAGUGACCUCAUACGGGCCAGUAGGGUCAUCCGGCGGCCGGAUGUGGCCCGCGGGCCGUAGUAUGCCCAGGUCUGCUUUAGACCCACAUGUGUGUAACUGAGUAUAUUUAACACAUCCUCCUGACUUUCUCAAGAACGUGGAGCUCAGUAAUAAAUCGCUGCAGGAUGGAGGUGAUGAUCGAAGCUCUAGUGUAGAGUAAACAUCUCCUCUCUCCUCCAUCGUGGGUAGAAACACCUGAAGGAAAGGUCAGGGUUCUGAAGAUGCUGCUGUCAAAUACGACAGCUCGUAUCAGAAAGUCUCCUCCAACACCAUGCCAGUGUUUCAGAAAAUAACAUCAGUGGGUAGAAAAAGCUGCUUCCUGUUACAGCCAGUGGCCAAAAUACAUCAGAGGAUCAGGAGGUUCUACAGACUCUACCUGGUUAGUUAAAUCCUGAAGAGUUCAGUCUGGUGAUAGGUGACGACUGGUUCCAUCUCCUGAUCAGAAAGGAUUCCCUCGAUGAAGAAAACUGUGCCAUGAUGGUUGAAAAUCAUCACGUUUUCUGCUUUAGAUUUCAGGACCAACCCUGUAGGACUAACAGGCUGAAGACCAAACUUCUCCUUCAGUUUGGUAGUUGGCUCUUAAACACUGUCUAGACCUUACUGAAGAUCUAUAAUCCUCCAUGUAAAGUAUCAUAUAAAGGUAGAACCAACCACUAGAUGAAACCACCACCAUUGCUGUAAAUACACAACCAGUACUUCUGAAUAUUUGAGCUUCACAUCACAUUCUGACUCAUUCCAAAGACAGGAGACAUGGUCCUUGUGUUUUUUUCAGAGUAUAUAAACUAUAUUUACCUCUCUGUGUACAGAGCAUGUACUUUAUAGUGAGCUAAACGCAUUGUGAACUCUAGUCCUAUUUUUUUUGUUGAAAUAUUGCUAAUAAAAGUUCAACUCAGUGACAGCACUAAUUUCCACCACGAUGAUGAAGAGAAACUUCAUUUUUUCAGUGUCAAUGAUUCCAUCCUGCAUUAAGAUGAUCUGUUGAGAGCUGGAGAUGUAAAUAAACACCAAACUAAAGGAGACUAAUUAUCCUUUAUGGUGGUAACCAUCUGUACAUGUUCUGUAAAUGCUUUCAAUUUAUUCUGUUACUCAGCCAGAACUGGGUUCUAAACACGAGAUGCUAUCAGAGAGAAUUUUUAAAGGGUAAAUCAACAUGGAAUUCAGCAGGUUUUUUUAGCUUUAGUUAUGUACAACAAAGACCUUUUUUAAGGACGGGACACUCUAAAAGCUAACACAACUGCUUGCAUCAAACGUUUUGACUACUAAUGAAAUCCACCAACAAACUAGAUUAAGUUAGAGGAAGUAGCUUUUCCUCUUCUAUCCAUGAUGUUUUUAAUUAGUAGUCUUGUCCUUCUGAAACUGUCCAGGUAUGUUGAGAUAGAAGCCAAAAAGCUUCUUGGAUGCUUUUUAAUUAUAGAGGAGAACAAGGCAGGAACUAGAACACGAGUUAUUUCUAAAUCUUCAAAAUAAAAGCACUCCAGUAAUCUAACAGUAGUGUACUAUGUAGAAGUAAAACAGCACUUUUCUGCCCUCUAUAACCAAUGGUUGAGUUAUCUCAACUUGAAUGUAGUUUUACUUCAACUAAUGCAUAAAUUUGAGUUUCAUUUCUAUGCAAUAUUAAUUAUCAGCAUCAUUCAGUUCACCUAACCCGUCAGAAUCUUUUAAAGUUUGAUCUAAACCUGUGAAUCUGAUUUUGUUCCAUUGCUACCAUGCUUUUACAUAAGCAGUGGGACUAGGUAACUUAGCUACUAUUUAGAGUCACAGAAAAACAGGCCUUUUCCCUUUUCUACCAGAACUUAGCAGCACAGGUUCUGCUUCUGUUUCCAUCUGGGGUCAGCCUAAAAGUGGGACUGCUCAAGAGGAGAGCAUCAUUUUAUUUCCCACCGGUGUUUUCAUGUAACCAUGAAUCACGGGAUGUUUUCGGCAGCAAGCAAUUUUUCCGCUGAGUAGUCAGGAAGUGCGACCAAACAGACCAUGUUUUAUUCUCCCCCAAAGAAAAGCUGAGGAAUGACUGAGCUGCAUCCAGCCGUCGAUUCUUUCUGGAUUCUUCAGUGUCACCUCAGAGUCUGUUUCCAGCAGAGAGCAGACGGACCGUCGGCAGGUUUAUCUCCGUUCCUUCAGUCUGAAUCUGAUAUUUAAAUUUUGUCAUAUGUAAAUUUAAAAAGCACAAUUUUCUCCUUCACUACUACCACUUUAGAUGCUCUGUAAAUCAUAGAGGAGAACAAGGCAGAACACAAGUUAUCUCUAAAUCUGUAGAAGACCUUCAAAAUAGAAGCACUCCAGCAAUCUAACAGUUUCCUCCCACCUGGACUCUGUAGUCAAACAUCAUUUAUCUGUCCUCUACAAACGAUGGUUGAUUUACACUUUAAAACCCUGAGUCGGCUCCUUGGUUUAUUUGGUUUCUAGCGGUGGCUUUUGAGAAAAAUCCCUCUGGUGAUGUUUUGUCUGUAUGAUGCUUUAUGGCUGUUUGUUCUUUCUCUUGCUACUUUUUUUUUAAUGUCAAACACUAUUUGCAUAGAAACACCGUUUUCAGAGCAACAUAAGAGUACCGCCUGGCACAAAUACACGGCUGGUGUUACUUUCUAAAUGAAAUGUACUAAAGAUAUAUCAGAAACAACUUGUAUUGAUACAAAACUGUAAUGCAAAUAAACACUUGGUGGUAAAAAAUGA